Molecule: messenger RNA, 2355 nt
Organism: Amphiprion ocellaris (clown anemonefish)
Lineage: Eukaryota; Metazoa; Chordata; Actinopteri; Pomacentridae
Gene: atp1b2a
Product: ATPase Na+/K+ transporting subunit beta 2a
Exons: 9
Coding region: 178-1068 (296 amino acids)
Biological process (GO): intracellular potassium ion homeostasis; potassium ion import across plasma membrane; sodium ion export across plasma membrane
Cellular component (GO): sodium:potassium-exchanging ATPase complex
Molecular function (GO): ATPase activator activity
Source: RefSeq, a predicted model, not a curated record
GGCUGCAGGGGGCGGAGCUGCUCUGUGAUUGGCUGUCCUGGCAGCAGCGGUGACGUCAGCAGGUGUUGGGGGAGGAGGUGCUGCAUCGUGUCCGUCUCCUCCGUCUGUCUCCGUCUCCUCCGCAUCGGUCCGGAUCGAUCUCCCAGAACCAGCUGUCCAGAGCCGCAGACUGACGUCAUGUCCGGAUCCAAGGAGGACCGCAAAGGCUCCGGGGAGUGGCGGGAAUUCUUCUGGAACCCGCGGACCCACGAACUGCUGGGGAGGACGGCCUCCAGCUGGGGCCUCAUCCUGCUCUUCUACCUGAUCUUCUACCUGUUCCUGGCCGGGAUGUUCGCUCUCACCAUGUACAUCAUGCUGCUGACGCUGGACGACUACAAGCCCACCUGGCAGGACCGCCUGGCCACUCCAGGGAUGAUGAUUCGUCCUAAAGGAGACCAGCUGGAGAUCACCUUCUCCGUGUCCAGCACUGAGAGCUGGGACGGCCUGGUCACCAACCUCAACUCCUUCCUGUCUUCCUACAAUGACAGCUAUCAGGUCCAGACCAACGAUAACUGUCCUCCUGAUCAGUACUUCAUCCAGGAGGACAGUGGAGAGGUGAGGAACAACCCCAAGCGUUCCUGUCAGUUCAACAGGACCAUGCUGGAGGACUGUUCUGGGAUUUCAGAUCGUUUCUAUGGUUACAACAGAGGUCAGCCCUGCAUCCUCAUCAAACUCAACCGGGUAAUCGGGAUGUUACCAGGGAAGGACGGUCAAUCUCCAUACGUCAUCUGUGGAGCCAAGAGUUACAAAGUGGGGAAAGAUGAGUGGAGAGAAGACAGCGAUAAGAUCGGACCUCUGGCGUAUUAUCCUCCCAAUGGAACCUUCAACCUCAUGUACUACCCGUACUACGGCAAGAAAGCUCAGGUGAACUACACUCAGCCGCUGGUGGCCGUGAAGUUCCUGAACGCCUCCAUGAACACAGACAUCAACGUGGAGUGUAAAGUCACCUCCAACACUCUGGCCGACGGCAGUGAGAGGGACAAGUUCGCUGGACGGGUUUCCUUCAAACUACGAAUCAAUGACAAAUAGACACACCUGUCUGCAUACCUGUCUCAGGUUAAAGCUGCACUCUUCCAGAUGUUUCCCCAGCCGCCCUGUUCCAGCCUCACUACAACCAGCUGUGUUUCUGUUUCUAGUUCUUCUCCGGCUUCAUGACGCUUUCAUGACCGGCUUCAUGACGCCUUCAUGACUGGCUUCAUGACGCCUUCAUGACCGGCUUCAUGACGCCUUCACUGACUGGCCUCGUGACGCCUUCACUGACCGGCUUCAUGACGACUUCACUGACCGGCUUCAUGACGCCUUCACUGACCGGCCUCGUGACGCCUUCACUGACUGGCCUCAUGACGUCUUCACUGACUGUUACUCUUCAGUGUUUGUUUUAGUCAGGCUGUCCCCGGUAGUCCUGUUCAACCACUUUUGUUUUUAUUUAGAAAUAUUUUUCCUGAUAUGACCCUUCAUUAGUGCAGCUUUAACUCAAACACACAAACCAAUCAGCACGCACACAUGCUCUGAUGUCACUGCCACUGAGGACGGACAACGGUCUUCACCUGCAUUGUCCAUCGAUCUGCAUGAGUCAAGAACCAAAUUAUUGAUCACACGUCUGUUUAUUUAUUUAUUCAUUUAUUUAUUUAUGUCAUCUUUAUUUAUUUACUGUAUUUAUGUCGACUUUUUCUUCAUUUAUGAAGUUAAAAUUGUUACAUAUCAAGAGAUAAAGGCUUAGAAACUACAAGCCACGGAAACCAGUUCAGAAACUGGUUCAGAAACUGGUCUGUCUCUUGGGCCACGUUCGACCCGUCUCCUGGUUUGUUGCCAUGGAAGCAGCUGAGUCCACAGCCAAUCAGACUGGAGCUUCACUGACCUACAGCAUAUCUUCUGUACUUCCUGCUUUGACCUAUGUGGCUGCAGCUGAUUGGCCUGUUAGUUAAUUAGAUGAUUAGUGAAAACCUUGAAGACAGUGAGUUUAGAAUGAGUUAGUUAACGAUAGGAAGUCAUUAGUUGUUACAUGUUUCUUUGUUUGCUGUUGAUUUGUUUACGUUUGUUUUUGUUUACGAAUGUCACCAUGGGGAUGAGCAUGACAACAACACACACACCAUCUCGACUGUCAAUCACCCCAUCGUGCCACGUGGAAAUGCCCCUCCCACCUGUACUGCUUUCCACCAAUCGUCUUCCUUUAAAGAGGGACCAGCCAAUCAGGUGGUCCUGCUGUAUGAUGUCAUAUGCUGUUACUCGUUUGUGACUGGUUUAUCUCUCCUGCCUGAAAAUGUCCUCGUGUUCAACUAACGAUAAAAAACAAAGAAAUAAACAAAAUACAACCAA